Molecule: messenger RNA, 2015 nt
Organism: Megalobrama amblycephala (Wuchang bream)
Lineage: Eukaryota; Metazoa; Chordata; Actinopteri; Cypriniformes; Xenocyprididae
Gene: rars2
Product: arginyl-tRNA synthetase 2, mitochondrial
Exons: 19
Coding region: 160-1974 (604 amino acids)
Biological process (GO): arginyl-tRNA aminoacylation; mitochondrial translation
Cellular component (GO): mitochondrion; cytoplasm
Molecular function (GO): arginine-tRNA ligase activity; ATP binding
Source: RefSeq, a predicted model, not a curated record
UAUUUUGAAAACAGGCACAGGAAUGACAGUAGCUGACUUCAGGAUGCUCAAACUUCUGUCCUCACAGUAAGAGCACGCGGAUACUGAUCAAUGACACUUCAUUUUCAUUCACUGUUGUUUCAUUCCUGAUGUAGUUUAAUGUGAAUAUCGCGCGCGCACAUGGCGUGCUUCUUCAGGAGGAGUGUUGCGCUGCAGCUUUCAAAGGUGGUCGGAGUGUCUGAAGAUGCUUUAAUACCCCUGAUCUCUGCUGUGCCAGUGUCGAAGAAACAGACGACCUCUGACCUGCGUGUGUCGGUCAACAGUCUGCUGCAGAGAGGAGCUGUUCCUCCUGAUGGAGACCUGCAGACCCAAACACAAGCGCUGGCCAAUCAGAUCAAACGUGACGCUGUCGUGGAAGAGGUCGUCGCUGGUCGAGGAGUGAUUCACUUCAGAUUGAACAGACUGAUCCUGGCGCAGAAGCUCUUAGAGCAGCUGCACUCAGAGCCCGACGGGUUUGGCGUGAAGAGCGACCUUCUGCGCCAUCUUCAGGGCGGCCGGACGCUUGUGGAGUUCAGCUCUCCAAACAUCGCUAAGAAAUUUCAUGCCGGACAUCUUCGCUCCACUAUAAUCGGAAACUUCAUUGCCAAUCUAAAGAAGGCCUUGGGGAAAGAUGUUAUUCGAGUCAAUUAUUUGGGCGACUGGGGAAUGCAGUUUGGUCUGUUGGGAGCUGGUUUUGAGCGCUUCGGCUCUCAGGAGAAGCUGAAGACGCGGCCGCUGGAGCACCUGUUUGAGGUCCGUCCUUACAGAGACGUCUGUGUGUUUCAUUUACUCUCAUUGUCACUAGUUGAUUUGUUUUCACUGGGGCUGCAGGUGUACGUCCAGGUGAACCGUGAGGUCGAGAGUGACGAGAGCGUGCGUUCGGCCGCUGCAGAGUUUUACAGGCGUCUGGUUCAGCGGGAGGAUCAGGCCCUGGAGCUGUGGAGACAGUUUCGAGAGAUCACUGUCGACGAAUACAAACGCAUCUAUCAGCGUUUAGGCGUUGACUUUGACCAUUACUCUGGAGAGUCGUUUCAUGACGGUCAGACCCAGAAUGUGCUGGAAGAGCUGAAGACCAAACGCCUGCUGAAGACCACUGAGAAGGGCACAGGUGUGGUGGAUCUGUCUGCGAUGGGUGAUAUGUCGUCGUACGCCACAUUAGUGCGCAGUGAUGGGACGUCCCUGUACAUCACCAGAGACAUUGCAGCAGCGCUGGACAGGAAGCAGAGGUUUGGCUUUGAUGAGAUGAUCUAUGUGACAGAUAAGAGUCAGUCCGUCCACUUCCAGCAGCUCUUUCACAUCCUGUCAGCCAUGGGACACGAGUGGGCAGAGAGGUGUCAUCAUGUGGCGUUCGGGUUGGUGCAGGGCAUGAGCACACGCCGCGGGGAGGUGGUGUUCCUGGAGGAUGUGCUGGAGGAGGCGCGGAGCCGGAUGAUCAACAACAUGAGACAGUCCAGAACUUCAAAAGUGCUGGAGGAGCCGGAGCUGACGGCCGAGAGGGUGGGGAUCAGCGCUUUAAUCAUACAGGACUUCAAAGGGCCUCUGAUAUCAGACUAUAAAUUCGAUUGGGACAAAGUCUUGCAGUCUCAAGGGGACACGGGUGUGUUUCUGCAGUACACACACGCCCGACUCUGCAGUUUGCUGAGGAGACACGCGAGUGAGUCGUACUCUUGCCGUGACGUCUCUCCUCUCACGGACAGCAGAAGUGUUUCAGUUCUCCAGCACCUGCUCAGAUAUGAUGAAGUUCUUCUUCAGUCGGCGAAUGACCUGCAGCCCAGACACCUGGUCAACUUCCUCAUGACUCUCAGUCACCUGGUGGCCUCGGCUCAUCGAGAGCUGCCCGUGAAGGGAAGUCCAGCGGCGGCAGCCCAGGCCCGACUCUGUCUGUUCAGUGCCGUCCGGUCAGUUCUGGCCAAUGGGAUGAGGAUUCUGGGUAUUACGCCAGUUGAUAAAAUGUGAAUUUCUGUUUAAUCACUAAAUAAUAAAAGUCUUUUAUAUUA